AAAAAAGAAGAAGAAAAACAAACUCUAUACAAAGAUUAACAGAAUGACUUUUGCUGAAUCUCUCCACAACAAAAGUUCUGUCUUGAGUAUCAACAUCCUAGUUGUGGAUGAUGAUCCUGUUAUCCUUGAAGUUCUUCCAAAAAUGCUUGUAAAGUCGAAAUACAGAGAUCCAUCGGUUAUGGAGAUCAAAGUUAUAGCUGAAGAAGACCCGGUGAAAGCAUUGGCUAUUCUAAAACUUCAACGAAACAAUAUCGAUCUCAUAAUCACAGAUUAUUACAUGCCUAGCAUGAACGGUCUACAACUCAAAAGACGAAUCACUGAGGAAAUUGGAAAUUUACCUGUCAUUGUUGUAUCAGCGGACGCCAACAAGGAGCAGGAGAGUUUAACUUGUGGAGCGCUGGGGUUCCUUCCAAAACCUAUACAAGCAACUGACCUACCAAAGAUAUACCAACUUGCUUUAACCUGCAAGAGGAAUGGUAAGUCCAACUACAAGGCCGACGACACAGGUGCUAGUGUCCCCCAGCAAAUCAAGAUGCUUCCUGAACAAGCUAAUGUCUUGAAGACCAGGAAGAAGUACUCAUCUAAAGCUGCUUCCAGAUCCUUAAACAGUACAAACGGAAGUGGUCUAAUUAGUACCGAUGGUUCAAGAAAAAAUCGGAAAAGAAAACCUAACGGUGGUAGUGAGGAUGGUGCUCCGUCGCAGCCAUCCAAGAAGACUAAGAUUUCGUGGACGGAUGGUCUUAACGACCUAUUCCUACAAGCUAUCCGACAUAUUGGUCUUGAUAAGGCUGUGCCAAAAAAGAUCUUAGCGUUCAUGAACGUACCAUACUUGACAAGAGAGAACGUUGCCAGCCAUUUACAGAAAUAUCGGAUAUUCUUGAGGAAAGUGGCGGAUCAAGGUUUGAUGAGCAUUAUGUCAGCUAGAGGCAUAGACUCGAUGUUUCGACAUACUCAAAUCAAGGAGUCCUACUUCAACCGAUACACACCCUCUACUUCUCUGUACGACACAAGUCUUAACAAUAGAUCAAUCUAUUCCAAACCCGGACAAGGCUUUGGACAGUCGAGACUUUUGUCGACCACACGUGAGCCACCCGUCCGUUUCAACCAGAUGCCUUACAACUACAUGAACCGGUCAUCUACUUACGAGACGCACCAUGUUGGUUCUGGAUCAAACUUGACGCUACCCAUCCAAAGCAACCUCAGUCUCGCCAACCAACCAUUUCAAAACGAGGAAUUAAGAAGCUUUUUCAAACCACCUGUGAUGGCGAACAAAAUCGGCCAAACAUCUCAAGUUCAUGGGUUUGGACAACUUGGACCGUUAGCUAUUAAUUUCAACAAUAACAUGAUGAGUAGCUUUGGAAGUUUUACUCCAAAUCAACCAGGACUUGGCCACUUCUCGUAUGGGAUGCAAUCGUUCUUAAACAAUGAGAACACUGCAUAUAACCCUGAGCCACAUGCCAAUGCAACUACACAGCCAAAUCUUGAACUUCCUCAACUGGAGGAUCUCAACAUACACAGUGGUCUCGGCAAGACUAAUGAGCUUCCUUACAACACCAGCAACUUUCAAUCCGAUCACAACAAGCAGCAACAAGGAGAAGAGGCUUCCAACAAAUUUGAGCUCCCAUCAUUUUUUUCGGCUGAACUGAAUCAGUUUUUAUCUCUUGAAGACGAUAGUGACUGUACCUUUGUGAACGUAAAUGAGGGUCAUUCUAGUGGAGAAAUAGCCAACACUUUUGCUGCUCCUGAGACGAAUCACUCUUAUUUUGCCGCUCCGGAGAUGAAUCCUCCAAGUUUCAACACGAACCCUAAUCAGAAUCAGGAACAAGAUGCUAAUCGAGAUAUUAGCGAUUGGUCGUUUUUGGAUCCACAGGAUUUGGUUGAUGACGACUUCAUGAACUCUCUGUUCAACAAUGACAUGAAUUGAAAAGUGUUCUCCAAGCUGAUGUUUUCAAAGCGAGGUGAAGAAACAAAACCGGCGAUAACUGUCUAGUACGUAGGUUUCUAAACAAAUAUAUAUGUUAUAAAGAAAAAUCGUAAAAGUAAUACAUGUAAUAUAUUUCUAAGGCGUGUUGGAAUAUUAUGUCUUUUCAGCAAGCUAGGGUUGGAUAUUAAGAACUUUUUAAUAUGUAAUAAUAAUAAUACUUUAGCAAAAAAAAAUGUAAUAAAGAUAUAUUCAAAAAUGUA
Molecule: messenger RNA, 2184 nt
Organism: Camelina sativa (false flax)
Lineage: Eukaryota; Viridiplantae; Streptophyta; Magnoliopsida; Brassicales; Brassicaceae
Product: putative two-component response regulator ARR21
Biological process (GO): cytokinin-activated signaling pathway; phosphorelay signal transduction system
Molecular function (GO): DNA binding
Source: RefSeq, a predicted model, not a curated record